GUCAGAUCAAUUUUCCUAUCGAAUUGCGAUAAUUUUAUAACCAAACAAAAUAUAAGAAAUAUUAUUAUUCUUGAUUAUGUGCUUGUAGUUACAUAAUGCUGCAGUCAGUUUUAAAACGAUAUUUAACUGUGCGAACAUUGAAGGCAUUUAAGGCGCCAGUUUCUUCACAAAUUAGAAGAAUUCACGUGACUUCAAGUUUACGGCACGGAGAAUACGAAUGGCAAGAUCCCAAGUCUGAAGAUGAGGUUGUAAAUAUAGUAUACAUAGACAAAGAUGGAAAUAGAAUUAAUGUGAAAGGCAAAGUAGGUGACAAUGUUAUGUAUCUCGCGCAUAGACAUGAAAUUCCUAUGGAAGGUGCCUGUGAAGCCUCCCUAGCUUGUACUACAUGUCACGUUUAUGUACAAUCGGAAUAUUUUGAUAAACUACCACCUUCUGAAGAAAAAGAAGAUGACCUACUAGAUAUGGCACCAUUUUUAAAGGAAAAUUCUAGAUUAGGAUGUCAAAUAACACUCACCAAAGAAUUGGAAGGGAUUGAAGUACAGUUACCAAAAGCAACUCGGAACUUUUACGUAGACGGACAUAAACCCAAACCGCAUUGACUUGCAACUUUUAUUUUAAGCUUAGAUAGAGGAAGAGUAAUGUACACUACUUCUAGAAACGUUUUCUAUGAUAGCUCUUGUUUUAGAAGAGUAGUUGAAAUAUUGGCUGCUUUAGUUUAUGAACAUAAAUUUCUUUAUUUUUUCUAAAUUUUACCAAGAUGUAUCUUAUGAGGCUGAAAGCUGACCUCAACGUACUUGCAAUAUGUACCUUUCAGUGUAUAAAUAUUAUUCCACUUUUUUAAAAGCACAGUGGACACCAUUUACUCAAAGUUAAUUUCAUUUAAAAUGUCUCCAGUCAAAGCUAUGGACUUCCAAAUUUUUCUGCCUGUAAUUUUUUCUCACUUCUGUGUUUUUAUUUGGAUGUGACAAAAGUAACAAGAAAAGAUGUACAAGUUGAGUGUUUUAAUAAUUGCACCAAAAUAUAGGUCAUCUUCAUUAGAGAUAAAUUGUAAGUAGGUAUAUAGUAAUCUCUCAAUGCACUAAAUAAGUACUAAAAUGCAGUACAAUGAAAUACAAUAGUAUCAUAGAAUAUUUUCUUGCUUCAAGCAUAAUGUAUAUAAUUUAGUUAAGAAUUUGUUAUUGUUUUUAACAACAAUGUUGUACAAAAGUUGUAUAAAAAUAAAACAUUUUAUCAUUA
Helicoverpa zea (corn earworm) is the source of this 1236-nucleotide messenger RNA. It is a transcript of the gene Fdx1, whose product is annotated as adrenodoxin-like protein 1, mitochondrial. The coding region runs from base 96 to 599 and encodes 167 amino acids. Gene Ontology annotation, biological process: positive regulation of oxidoreductase activity; P450-containing electron transport chain. Lineage: Eukaryota; Metazoa; Arthropoda; Insecta; Lepidoptera; Noctuidae. The transcript has 5 exons. Gene Ontology annotation, cellular component: mitochondrion. Gene Ontology annotation, molecular function: 2 iron, 2 sulfur cluster binding. The record is from RefSeq and is a predicted model, not a curated record.